This is a messenger RNA of Rhea pennata, 4983 nucleotides long. RefSeq names its product RAB38, member RAS oncogene family (gene RAB38). Gene Ontology annotation, cellular component: Golgi apparatus; late endosome; trans-Golgi network. The record is from RefSeq and is a predicted model, not a curated record. Bases 45 to 683 code for a protein of 212 amino acids. Gene Ontology annotation, molecular function: GTP binding; GTPase activity. Gene Ontology annotation, biological process: endosome to lysosome transport; phagosome-lysosome fusion. The transcript has 3 exons. NCBI's taxonomy places the organism in Eukaryota, Metazoa, Chordata, Aves, Rheiformes, Rheidae.
AGCAUGCAAGCGGUUCACACGCAGCAGCCGCAGCAAGAGGAAAGAUGCAGAAGCACAGCCAGAAGGAGCACCUCUACAAGCUGCUUGUGAUUGGGGACCUGGGAGUGGGCAAAACCAGCAUCAUCAAACGCUAUGUCCACCAGAACUUCUCCCCCCACUACCGGGCCACCAUCGGGGUAGACUUCGCCUUGAAGGUGCUCAGCUGGGAUGCUGAGACAGUGGUGCGGCUGCAGCUCUGGGACAUUGCUGGUCAGGAAAGGUUUGGAAACAUGACCAGAGUCUAUUACAGAGAGGCCAUGGGCGCGUUUAUAGUCUUUGAUGUUACAAGACCUGCAACAUUUGAAGCAGUAACAAAAUGGAAAGAGGAUUUGGACUCUAAGCUGGUUCUUCCUAAUGGCAAACCUGUGCCGACAGUCCUCUUAGCAAACAAAUGCGACCAGGGAAUAGAAGUUCUUAUGAACAACGGCAUCAAGAUGGAUCAGUUCUGCAAAGAGAACGGGUUCGUGGGCUGGUUUGAAACGUCAGCCAAGGAAAAUAUAAACAUCAAUGAAGCUUCCAGAUGUUUAGUGAAACACAUAAUUGCUAGUGAGAGUGAUCCAGUUCAGUCUAUUGAACCAGAUAUUAUAAAACCACACUUGAAUUCCUCCAAGAUUGUCAGCUGUUCGGCUUGUUUUAAAUCCUAAGAGACUUCCAGACCAUUACAAGAGUUGAACAAAUAUGAUUCACAGUGUAUGCUUUAUCCAACGUAUCCAGUCCGCCCAGAUUGUCCAUAAGCACAUUGCAUUUUUCUAAAAAUUAUGGUGGUUAUUUUUUUUGAUAAUUUUGGACAGCUAAAAUUUAUUGUGAGCUAUUCAUUGGUAGAAAUCAUUCAAAAUUGUAUUUGGCUGCCGAUCAGACAAACACAGGGUGAGGACUGGGCUUCCUGACUGCGUAGCAUUGCCACCAGUAAUAUCCAAACCUGUAUCAUCUUUGCAAUGAUGUGAUGUGUGAAAGUUCUCAUUUACAGUGUGACUGAAGCAAUAUACCACUUAUCCGUCACUCCUCCAACCCUUCGUUUGGAGUUCUGUCACAGAUCAUUCUGUGCCCAGAUCUGGCAACCAUCAUCAUUACAUUGUCUUUUUACCCUUCAUGAUUGAAUGAUCUGGUUUCAAAUGAGGAAGAUGAUGAUGAUGAUAAAAAUAUACCUGUUCAGAAAGAGGCAGCAAGAAUGGUCAUUGUGAAACAUUUACCUUACGGGUUUAGCCUUGUGGAGGGAGUGGUGGAGUUCAGCACAGAGUGACCUUUCACAUUGUUCAGCGUUCCAGAAGAUCCCAACCUGUGAGCCGAACCCCGAUGUAGAUCUUAGUGUGUUUUGCUGCUUCUUUCUGAAGAGUCAUAUUCUUACUGUUGUCAUCGUUGUCUUCAGAUGAAGCAAGAUCAGCUACAUCAAUCAAGGGUGAGGGGUGGAAAAACAGGGAAAGAGGAGUUCAGUCUCACAGGUGAAGCAGCUGAGAGCUUUCAAAAAGGUUAUCUGUUCCUGUAAGUCAAUAUCUCUUCCAAAUCUUAGUGAGUUUGUUUCAGCCUUUGCACCCUGCUUGACACAUAUAUUGUCCCUGCAUUUCUAAACUAUGGGUAUUCCGUAAAUUCCUGAAUGCAUCUGUCUCAAAACAUUGAUUCUCAUGGGAAAAAUGGCUUCACUAUCCAUCAUAAUGCUAACUGUUGAGGUUUGCAGGAAUGCAUGCUUGUCAAAUACCAGGGUAUGGCUGUCUUUGCUUUCUGAAAACAUUCUUCUAAAAAAUACAAUUGCAUGAAUCAUCAUAGAAAGCAAAAUCAAACAGUCUUUGGAAGAAACGCUCCUGGAAUAUAUUUGCAGAAUUUGUUGAUCUAUACUGUGGAAAUGCAAUGGUUGUUUUCAGCAUUUCACAAAAUAUGAAGGUUGGUGAAGUCAUUCCAAGUCUGUCUAGACAAGAAGUGUUGGCAUGUGGCUGCAAGUCCCUGCAAGACAAGCUUUGCCUGUCUCCUGCUAUAGGACUAUAGACCAAUCACUUCCAUUUUCUUGUUCCCAGCCUUUUCCUUCGUAAGCCGUGAACUUGCAGUGUUAGGAACUGUCUUGGGUUUCUGUCUUUAGAGAUGUGUAAUCCGGCAGAGGCAAGGGGGCAGAACAGGACUUGCAGACGUCACUGCAAUUUUCCACUGGAUCUUAGUUGGAAAUGAAAGGGUAAAGCUCUCAAAGGCUAGUAAAUAGGCACUGGCUAGGAAAAACAAAACAAAACAAAAUAGGGCGGCCUUAUCCUUUGAGACCUAUGGAGUUCACGCGUCAAGUUUAGUCUAUUACUAAAAAUCAUCUAUUAAUAUUAAAUCAUCUACUAAUAUAUAUCCACUACAAAGAACCAGAGGCAGAGAUAUAGUCUGUUACAUGCUCUGUCUAAAGCCUUAAACUGUAAAUAUGCUUUUGUCACAGAAUUUUAGAGAAAGAAAGCAAGAGUUGUGCUUUUAAAAAUAAAAAGCAGAUCAAGAAUUAAGCCAUAGUCACACAGAGGUGGAUGCAUAUAUACAUAUAUAUGUACACACACACACACGCGGGCGCGCGCGCGUGCGUAUAUAUAAGAUGGCUUUUUUCAGGGAGAGAGAUUUUCAAGUUGUCUUGAUUGCAGUGUCAUCCUCUAACACAGGCUCCUGCUGUCAUAUCGGUCAAAUAAUUUAACCUUUCUGCCUCAGUUUCCUCAUCUGUUAAAUAGGGAUUGAUGUACACACCUACCUCACAGGACUCCUUGAAAGUUACUAUUGGCACGGUGGUUUGAAGAUACAUGUUAUACAAAUGCCAAGCUCUAUUACUGUUCAGAAUGAAAUAUGAGUGCCCUCUAGCAUGAAUACAUGGUGCUGUAGUGCCUUAAUAUUUUAGAUCUAUCCAAGGCUUGUCUGUGCUGCAACAAUUAGCUUCAGUUAUUCCACCUCAGUUGACUUAGUUCAGGUUAAAAAGCGAUGUGUGACUGUGUAGGCUUAUUAGAUUAGCUGCAGAUGAGUUACAAACAUAAACUGGGGCUGCACUGAUGUCAUGCUACUAGUUUAAUAAUCUCAGCAGCAAAGCUUCAGUGCAGACCUAGUGCCAGGUCAGCUAUUUCAAAUUUAAAGCAUUAUUUAAGUCAAGUGGUAUGGAUGCUUUAUCAAGGGCAACACUUAAUUUAUACUUUGAGCCAGCAUUGUGGGGAUCACAAGAAUAUAGACAUUUAGAUGAUUUUUAAAGGGCUAAGUUUCAUGAGCUGAAUCUUAAACCAUGCUUUAUAAAACUGGAUGCUUCAGGUAGAGCAGAGGAAGUUGUCGUUUCUUCCAAAAAUUAGUAUGCACUCAACUUGCACCAAAUAUAGCAGAUAUUCAUGAGUUUUAGUUAUCUUCAGAUCAUUUGUCUUUGAUGGUUUCCAGUCAACAUUCAUUAAACAUACUGAUAACUUCUACUCACAAAUGUCUCUACAAGAACUAUGGCCAAAGUCUUGGGAUAACAAUAAUUAAAAAGAAACAUAAAUAAAACUCUUCAAGGACACUUAGGGUUUUUUCUUCAAUGUGUUGUAAAACUUCCUUUAAAAUACAAAGUCAUCAUCUGUUCUCCGUAUUUCUGUUGGGUCUUCUUUCACUACAGUAAAGAUUUUGAGCCUGAUUUUCCACCAGAUGGCAGAUAGGGCAGUCUAGAAGACUAAGGAUUGUACGAGGUGUAAAGAUCUGAAAUCAAACAUAUUCACACCAUAAGAAUUAGAAGAGUAUCACUGAGAAUUAGGCUUUGGUGGAAGGUUGCACAAUUCCAAAUGUUCAAAUUUAUUUGUACUGAAGUGAUAAGAAUCUGUCAAGUAUCUUGCUAUAAUACAAUAAAUGCGUGAAAGCCACUUGUGUAUCCAGUAAACAGAGCGUCUUCGUGAAGGGAUUGUCGUAGGCAGUCCAGAAUGAAGCUUUAAUUUAAAAUUAAUGAGCACAAUUUGUGCUGAAACCCUUUCAGGAACAAAUGUAAAAUUUAAUUACACUGUAUCAGUCCCUAAUAAGUUGGAUUUCCUUAUAUUUCAUGGUUACAUUCCAUACUACCUUUGGUGGUCAUUAGGGGCCAGGUGCUUUCACUGCAGAGCCAUUUUGACCUGAAACAUUUCCCUCUUCUGCUUAAAAUGUAUAAUACAAGGCAUGAGUCUCUAUGGCCUUCCUUGUUGGGAAAGAUACCGCAAGGUGCAUUUAGAAUUCUUCAUCACCCCAGCCCUCCACAAAAUCCUCUCUGCGGUGUCCCAGCACCCCGGGCCACCGGCUGACGCACACGUGAGGCGCCAGGCAGCGAGGGACCAGUUCUAAACACUCAGCAAACGGUGUCUGAACAUCUCCGCUCCAAGGCUCCCUUUACCAACUCAGCCACGCCACCAGCCGUGACAGGGACGUCUGUUUUACUUUUCAUCUCUGAUGCCCCAAACAAACAAAAUUUGAUAGUCUUAAGCUCCUUGGAAAGCAUGUGAAUAUUAUUGACUUCCCUUUUCAGACAGGAAAACUGUUGGAAUGGAAGGUAAAUUCUGCUCUGUUAUGCCAGAAAGGUCAUAAUUUAUUUGAUCAGCUUGAGAUUUCAGCGGAAAGCCAUUUGGACUCUGUUCUUCUUAUACAAUAGAUUUUGGUUUAUAAAUUUCAUUGACCUUUUCUAUUCAGGAAUCAGCUAGUUCCCAACAGUACCUUGUCUAUGAAACCUGGCUUGUUGGACAUCAAUAUUUUGUUUUCGGAAUCUUUUUUUUUCCUUCUAUUUUAACCUGCCUGACCAUUUAAAGGGGGGAGAGAGGGAGAAAGGGCAUGCUUAAACAGCAGUUUUAUUUUUACUUCUUAAAGCAGCUUGUGAAGCCGGAUGAAGUGAAAUUGAUUGAUAAAUACAUGUGAGAAAUGCAAUUUUAUGUCAAUUACCGGUAAACAGUCAAAGAAAAUACUGCACCAGUAUUUAUGCAAGUGACCAAAUGUUCUGCAGUAAUAAAAAGAUCUUUCUGAUGAAACAUAAAA